UCUCUCUUUCUUCCCACGGCGGUCACAUGUCAAGUGCCCGUGCUUGCCGGCCCGAUUGGGGCAGCAUAUAGUAAUACUGACAAGUAGCAAAUUUCGGCCGUCUCACAUGACACCGCCUUUCGCCGGUUACAUACACUAAACACUAAAUCCCACAUAAUCCCUCCCUUCCUCCUUUUUUAUAUAUCCGAAUGAAUGAAUCCAUUCAACCACUAGAUACACAAUUUAACAUCCGAAUCCUCCCAUCUCUUUCUUUUUAAGCAUAAACUCUCUCUCUCCAUCGCUUAACUUAAUUUUUUUUUUGUGUCCUGCUCCGGCGCUUUCAUAUCUGCAGAAGUCGAUCAGUGCAUAUCCUCGUCUGCGUUUUAUUCUUUUAGGGGUUCCUGAGCCUACAUCAUGUCUGAGAAAGCUCUUAAAGAUCUCAAUAUGUUGCCUGAAUCUGGAAGGAAGAACAAAAAUACCAGUAAUGGGAGCCUCAAGCCUGAGAUCGAGCAAACUGGUGAAAAUCUUGAAGACAGUCAAAAAAAAGUUUCUUCACCAGGGGUUGAGAAUCCUAUGAAUGUCAAUGGAGUAGGGAAUUCUGUGCCGGAGGUGGGAAACUCUGAAGUGGAAUACAUUGAAUCAGAGAAUCUGAAAGAUGUAGAAGAUCUGGAAAUGAGUUUGAAGACACUCUUAGCCGGACUAGACUCCAAGGAUUGGGUUUUGGUGUGUGAGGCACUAAAUGAUGUAAGAAGGUUGUCUAUAUUUCACAAGGAAAUGAUGCUUGACAUUUUGGGAAAGGUGGUUACCCUAAUUGUGAAGUCCUUGAAGAAUCCAAGAAGUGCUGUUUGUAAAACUGCAAUUAUGACAUCUUCCGACAUUUUCAAAGCAUAUGGUGACAACAUAAUUGAUUCAUUGGAUCCAAUGCUCGUACAACUUCUUCUCAAAGCUUCACAAGACAAAAGAUUUGUAUGUGAGGCAGCUGAGAGAGCUUUAGUCUCCAUGACUACCUGGGUUUCUCCUGUUUCAUUGUUGCCCAAAUUGCAACCUUAUCUUAAGAAUAGGAAUCCAAGAAUUCGAGCAAAGGCGGCUAUGUGCUUUUCUCGUAGUGUACCAAGACUGGAUAUAGAGGGGAUUAAAGCAUAUGGAAUUGACAAACUAAUAGAAGUAGCAGCAUCCCAGCUAAGUGACCAGCUCCCGGAGUCCAGGGAGGCUGCUCGAGGUCUACUGGUGGAGCUACAGACCAUGUACGAGAAAUCUCAUAUCUUGAGUGCAAAUGGAGUGUCUGACGAUCGGGAGGUGACUUCCUGGGAGAAUUUCUGUCAGACAAAACUUUCACCUUUAAGUGCUCAGGCUGUCCUUCGUGUGACCAAUAUUGUCCGAGAGGGUCUUGUACUUGGUUCCUAGCAUUGCAAUGCAGUACGUAUUAUAGUUUCAUUGAGUGCUAUAUUUGGGCACUUCCCCAUGCUUUCUUUUUUGUUCCUUAUCCAACACUUGUAUAUACCUGAAAGUUUGAGAUGCUUGGUAAGACAGUCCAUGUCAUAGUUGAGCUAUAGAUCCUACAACGAUUGAUACAAUUGGUUUACCAUGUAUUGCUGGUUACAGAAACCAUUUAUGGUUGCUCAAAGCUACGGUCUGCUAGCAAUUGAUCUAUUUUUGUCUUUCCAAUCAUAUGUAACUUGAUCAGUUAGCGUUACAUUUCCUGGUGUAUAAAUCCCUUAUCUGAUGGUAUUCUGCCU
Messenger RNA from Coffea arabica (coffee), 1715 nucleotides. RefSeq lists its product as uncharacterized. Gene Ontology annotation, molecular function: microtubule binding. Gene Ontology annotation, cellular component: cytoplasmic microtubule. NCBI's taxonomy places the organism in Eukaryota, Viridiplantae, Streptophyta, Magnoliopsida, Gentianales, Rubiaceae. The record is from RefSeq and is a predicted model, not a curated record. Gene Ontology annotation, biological process: microtubule cytoskeleton organization.